Molecule: messenger RNA, 3110 nt
Organism: Felis catus (domestic cat)
Lineage: Eukaryota; Metazoa; Chordata; Mammalia; Carnivora; Felidae
Gene: PLK1
Product: polo like kinase 1
Exons: 10
Coding region: 996-2810 (604 amino acids)
Biological process (GO): protein phosphorylation; mitotic cell cycle; regulation of cytokinesis
Cellular component (GO): spindle pole; centrosome; cytoplasm
Molecular function (GO): protein serine/threonine kinase activity; ATP binding; protein binding
Source: RefSeq, a predicted model, not a curated record
CUGAAUUUUUAUGUGAGCUCUCUUGAGUUUUAAGUGCUGUAAACGAAUCCAAGUUUUCAAAUGUGGGAGGCCAAACACAACACCCCUGCAGGACAAUUUGGCCUUGGCCUACCGGCUUGCGAGGCAUUCUGCCAACCAGCCAUCCCUCCUCAGACCAAAGACCUGAGGGUCCACUCUUUCAGGCUCUGGGAAAUCUAGCAAUGAGCGAGCCAGACAACUUUCUUGCAUUGUGGGGGUGCCUGGUACCGUGCUUCUUAAACAUCAGGAUGUGUGGGAAUCACCUGGCAUUCACACUGAAAGGCAGCUUUCUCACUCGGGAGGUCUGGGGUAAGUAAGGCCUGAAAUUUUCUUUCUAACAAGCUCCCAGGUGAUGGUGAUGCUGGUGAUCCCUGAACCAUAUAUGCUUUGAGUAGAGUUGCUCUAUAUUCCGGAGGGGCUUAGGAGCAGCUGGCAAGCACCGUGUUUUUACUUGAGUUUUAGUUUAUUGGGGUGUCUUGGAGCUGAGGACAUCAGAGGCAAGUGCUUAAGGCUGCGCCGCCAGGUCUCUAUUCUCAGAGGUUAUAAUCUAGAAGGCAGGUGGGGGUGGAGGAAAGUGUUAGGAAAAGCUUCCUGGAGGAGGUGCAUGGGAACUGCAGGAACCUCCCUGGCCGUCGAGAAAGGGAGAAGCCCUGAACUCCCCCUCUCCUCGGGCUGGGUCUCUGUAUCCCCACGCCGUGUACGGUUUCCCAGGCAUCCCACGUGUCUGCGCCCAGCGAGUGCCUGUCAAUCAAGUUUCUCUCCUACCCCGGGCUGGGUAGGGUUUAAAGGCAACAGCGGUGCAGAGCGCUCCCAUCGUGCCGCGCGGCGGGCGGGUUUGGAUUUUAAAUCCCCGCGGCCAAUCAGUGGCGCGCAGGCUCUUGUAACGUUCCCGGCGCCGCGUUUGAAUUCGAGGAGGAGCGAAGCGGUGCCAGGUCUCUGCCCAGACUCUGCUAGGUUUGCGGAGCAACUCCGGGAACAUGAGUGCGGCGGCAACUGCAGGGAAGCUGGCGCGGGCACCAGCCGACCCAGGGAAAGCCGGGGGCCCCGGAGUUGCAGCUCCCGGGGCUCCAGCGGCCGCUCCGCCGGCGAAAGAGAUCCCGGAGGUCCUAGUGGACCCGCGCAGCCGGCGGCGCUACCUGCGGGGACGCUUUCUGGGGAAGGGCGGCUUUGCUAAGUGCUUCGAGAUCUCGGACGCCGACACUAAGGAGGUGUUCGCUGGCAAAAUCGUGCCUAAGUCGUUGCUGCUCAAGCCUCACCAGAAGGAGAAGAUGUCCAUGGAGAUAUCCAUUCACCGCAGUCUCGCCCACCAGCACAUCGUAGGCUUCCACGGCUUUUUCGAGGACAACGACUUCGUGUUCGUGGUGUUGGAGCUCUGCCGCCGGAGAUCUCUCCUGGAGUUGCACAAGCGGAGGAAAGCACUGACGGAGCCCGAAGCCCGCUACUAUCUUCGGCAGAUCGUCCUUGGCUGCCAGUACCUGCACCGAAACCGGGUCAUUCACCGGGACCUCAAGCUGGGCAACCUUUUCCUGAACGAGGAUCUGGAGGUGAAAAUAGGGGAUUUUGGACUGGCAACCAAGGUCGAAUAUGACGGGGAACGCAAGAAGACCCUGUGUGGGACUCCUAAUUACAUAGCUCCUGAGGUGCUGAGCAAGAAAGGGCACAGUUUCGAGGUGGACGUGUGGUCCAUUGGGUGCAUCAUGUAUACCUUGCUAGUGGGCAAACCACCUUUUGAGACUUCUUGCCUAAAAGAGACUUACCUCCGGAUCAAGAAAAAUGACUACAGUAUUCCCAAGCACAUCAACCCUGUGGCCGCCUCCCUCAUCCAGAAGAUGCUUCAGACAGAUCCUACUGCCCGCCCAACCAUUCACGAGCUGCUCAAUGACGAGUUUUUUACUUCUGGCUAUAUCCCCGCCCGGCUCCCCAUCACCUGCCUCACCAUUGCACCACGGUUUUCAAUUGCUCCCAGCAGUCUGGACCCCAGCAACCGGAAGCCUCUCACAGUCCUCAAUAAAGGCAUGGAGAACCCCACGCCCGAGCGGCCCCGGGAGAAAGAGGAACCAGUGGUCCGGGAGACCAAUGAGGCAGUCGACGGCCACCUAGGCGACAUGCUGCAACAGCUGCACAGUGUCAAUGCCUCUAAGCCCUCAGAGCGGGGGCUGGUGAGACAAGAGGAGGCUGAGGAUCCCGCCUGCAUCCCCAUCUUCUGGGUCAGCAAAUGGGUGGACUAUUCAGACAAGUACGGCCUUGGGUACCAGCUGUGCGACAACAGUGUGGGGGUGCUCUUCAACGACUCGACACGCCUGAUCCUUUACAAUGACGGCGACAGCCUGCAGUACAUAGAGCGUGAUGGCACAGAGUCCUACCUCACUGUGAGCUCCCAUCCCAACUCCCUGAUGAAGAAGAUCACCCUCUUGAAGUACUUCCGGAACUACAUGAGUGAACACUUGCUGAAGGCAGGCGCCAACAUCACGCCUCGGGAAGGCGAUGAGCUCGCCCGGCUACCCUACCUGCGCACCUGGUUUCGCACCCGCAGCGCCAUCAUCCUGCACCUCAGCAACGGCUCUGUGCAGAUCAACUUCUUCCAGGACCAUACCAAACUCAUCCUGUGCCCGCUGAUGGCAGCCGUGACCUACAUUGAUGAGAAGCGGGACUUCCGCACGUACCGCCUGAGCCUGCUGGAGGAGUAUGGCUGCUCCAAGGAGCUGGCCAGCCGGCUGCGCUACGCCCGCACCAUGGUGGACAAGCUGCUGAGCUCCCGCUCGGCCACCAACCGUCUCAAGGCCUCCUCGUAGGCCUUCCUCCCCUCCGGACUGGUGCCCCUCCCACCCCCACCAGCACCUCGGCCCGUACUGGUUAGCUCCCACGGUGCUGUUUUCUAGAACGUGGCCCCCGGCCCUGGGGGCUGGGAAGAGCUACAUUAUCCUUGCUGGUGGGUGUCUCCGUGUAAGUUAUUUUUGUACAUGUUCCGGUGUGGGUUCUAUGGCCUCUUUCCCUUCCCUCUCAACCCCGCCAUGUGAAUUGUACAGAAUAUUGCUCUUGAAUCCGGGACUGUCCUUUCCUUGCCUUUAUAUACAUUAAACACGUGAAUCUUC